Messenger RNA from Anneissia japonica, 1333 nucleotides. Its product is annotated as G-protein coupled receptor moody-like. Lineage: Eukaryota; Metazoa; Echinodermata; Crinoidea; Comatulida; Comatulidae. Gene Ontology annotation, biological process: G protein-coupled receptor signaling pathway. Gene Ontology annotation, cellular component: membrane. The transcript has a single exon. The record is from RefSeq and is a predicted model, not a curated record. Gene Ontology annotation, molecular function: G protein-coupled receptor activity. Bases 7 to 1152 code for a protein of 381 amino acids.
UUGACGAUGACCGGGAAUUUUACAGACGCGGAUCAGAAUGUUGCAGUUAUCUUUGAAUGCAUUAUUAUAGCAUUAUUGUCCAUUGUGGGUUCAGUUGGAAAUACUAUGACCAUCCUAGCAGUUUUGAACAAUAGGCGUCUUCAUGAACCUGCACAUUACAUGGUCGUCAGCCUAGCUAUAGCAGAUUUGAUCCCUUGUCUGAUAACGGAUUCGAUAUACGUUGUGUCAGCUUGGCAUCGGGAAUGGUUCCUGCCAGACGCAUAUAUCGUCUGCCAGAUCAUUGGUGCAUUGUCCGUCUUCUGCCUCGAAGCUUCGGUUACGAAUCUAACCCUGAUAGCGGUUAAUAGAUAUUUCUGUAUUGUAAAAUUCAGGAAAUAUAAGAAGAUAUUUACACCAAGACGAACAUUACUUUUCUGUGUGAUGGCGUGGGUUCCACCAAUGAUAGGCAUCCUGAUCCCGAUUAUCCUCGGCGCCAGUGUGUUUGGAUUUAACACUUCUAUGUUAUCAUGUACCAAUGAAGCGACGGACGUAGGGUAUCGGUACCAAAUAAUAUUACUUUUAACCUACAUCCCCAUAGUAUUGAUUGUCAUCAUAUUUUGCUACACGAAUAUUUUUCUAACGGUGAGGGCAAGUCGUAUCCGCAUCGAGCGCCCCGACUCUACAAUAACUCCUGACAUUCCUCAAAGUGUAAGUCCUAGAGCCUCUGUAGCAGACAAAGUGCAGUACGCUAACGUACCAGUAACUGAGUUAGAUAAACCGACAAACCACCGCACAUCCGAAUUUAUAACAAUGACCGGUGGUGGUCUAUCAGAGACUGAAGAUGAACAACAUGAUGUUCAGCGAACGCUUCCGAGGGAUAGGCCUAAUAAGGAUCCGAAGAGCACACGUCAAGCAAAAAUAAAUUUAAGAAAUGAAGUACUCCUAUCUGUUAACUUAUUUAUAAUUUUUAUUAUAUUUGUAGUCUGUUGGCUACCAAUUACAUUGGUUAUGAUUUUUAAUGCAGACUUUUCUGGUCCGGUUGAAGUUUGGCAAGUGGUUAGCAUAUUAGCGUUGGCUAACUCGACUUUCGACCCUAUUGUCUACGUAUGGCGUAGCGAACACUUCAGACAAUCGUAUACGCGAAUGUUGAGGUGUUGGCGUAGGCCUACUUAAGACAGUAGAGCAACAUCAUCAUAGGAGUAACAAUAAUAACAAUUUAAAGCCUUCUUAUCUUGCAAAUGUGAGGGUAUAUUUGAUAAUAUAUUAUUCGACUGUUUCAUUUCGUUGAGUACGAAUUUUCGUUGAGUAUUUUUGUCAUUCGACUGGUUCGUAAAAUAGAAUUCGUUGACAACGA